Messenger RNA from Fusarium coffeatum, 1350 nucleotides. RefSeq lists its product as uncharacterized. The coding region runs from base 1 to 1350 and encodes 449 amino acids. Gene Ontology annotation, cellular component: nucleus; mRNA cleavage factor complex. The record is from RefSeq and is a predicted model, not a curated record. Gene Ontology annotation, molecular function: polynucleotide 5'-hydroxyl-kinase activity. The transcript has 4 exons. NCBI's taxonomy places the organism in Eukaryota, Fungi, Ascomycota, Sordariomycetes, Hypocreales, Nectriaceae. Gene Ontology annotation, biological process: tRNA splicing, via endonucleolytic cleavage and ligation.
AUGUCAAUUCCAGGCUUGGGCCAGAUUCCCACACAGCCCACCACAACUUCAACCACCCGCGUCGUCACCCUCCGACCCGCAUGCGAAUGGCGCUUCCAAACCUCCCUCGCCUCCCCCGUAGUCGUCAAGCUCCUCUCCGGCACAGCUGAAAAAGAUGGCGUCGAACUAGGUCCUAAGAACGCCUACACCUUCGCGGGCGUCAAGUCGAAGAUCCUCACCUGGCACGGUUGCGAGUUCGAAGUCGAUGGACACUGCGACGUCGAGUCUGUGGCCGAAUAUGCGAACCCGACGGAUAACCCUGCCAAUGCGCACAUGAACCUCCAUGGACAGCUUAAUGAUAUGCGACAGAAGGCGGAGCGAGAGGGCAAGGAGGGUCCGAGAGUGCUUAUCGUUGGACCUGCGGAUGUGGGAAAAACGACGGUCGCGCGGACGUUGGCGAGUUAUGCGACGAGAAUGGGAUACCAACCUUUAGUGGUCAACACGAAUCCGAGGGAAGGACUGCUCAGUUUGCCUGGUACGUUGAGUGCCAGUGUUCUCGCGACUAUCAUGGAUCCUGAAGCUGUGGAUGGCUGGGGAAGUACGCAUACCAGCGGGCCGAGCAGUGUGCCCGUGAAGCUACCUCUGGUGUUCUACUACGGCAAGGCUUCACCUGACGAAGAUCCGGAUUUCUAUCGCGAACUUACGAGUAAGCUUGCUGGAAGCGUGAGUGCCCGCUUGAGCGAGGACCCCGACGUCAAGAGCUCGGGUGUUAUCAUUGAUGGCAUGGGUCUUCCUGAGCAGAGCAAGGACGGAUACGAGCUCGUAGCACACAUCGUCGACGAAUUUUCAGUCAAUGUCAUCAUCGUGGUUGGCUCCCCAGGCAUCACCGCCGAGCUAUCCAGAAAAUUCAGCACCGAGCGAACAAGUCUCGGCGAACCCAUUAGCGUCGUCCCCAUUGACAAGUCCGACGGUGUAGUCGUCCGCGACGAAGCAUUCCUCCAGCACGUUAGAGAAGCUGCCAUCAAGGAAUACUUCUUCGGUGAUACCAAGCGAACCCUCAGCCCCCUGAUCCAACAAGUCGACUUUGACAACGUUACAGUCUACCACACUCCCGACGAAAACCCUCAAAGUAUUGCCAAGGAAGAUCCCUCUACGCCAAUGCAGCACUGGACGCUCGCUGUCAUGCACGCUGCGCCUAAGGAUGCGCCUGAUGUUGUCCGAGCUGCGAGUGUGAUGGGCUUUCUGUAUGUUUCGGAUGUGGAUGAGGAGAGACGUAAGAUCAAGUUGCUCGCCCCGGUUAGUGGACGGUUGGGUGAUCAGCCGCUUGUGUGGGGGAAGUGGCCGGAGCCGUUCAUCAAUCUCCUCGGAUAA